UGUUGGUAUAGAGAUCGCUCUCUGCGGCUCAGCAGCACAGCUAAAUCGUCCAAGCAAUUUUCGUUUCUGUUUUGUUGGAUGGAUUUCUGUACUACAAAUUUCGGUUCGAACAAAUUGGAUAUUCGAGUUAGUAUUUUUUUAUUACGUUCGCUUGUUCAUCUUUUUUUUCCGAAUACUUGGCUCUCGGGGUUUGUGCUGACGGCGAUGAGAUUUUUUCUUAUAUACAUGUACCGUGCGUUGUUUGCAUGUACAUAAGCCAAGUUCGAGUCCGGGAGAGUGUGAGAGACGAUCGCGUCGCGGUGGCUUAGGGUGUGAGAGAGUGUUACGGGCCAAAGGCAGCAGCAGCAACAGUGGCCAAAGCCAGCAGCACCUAUUGUACAUAGAGUAUAUCGAUCUAGUGCCUAGCUGUGCUUCUCAAAAUGGCAACCCGUGAAAAGAAGCCCAGAUCGGUGAAUUCGGGCUCUCCCACCCCUUCACUCGGUGGUGGUAGCGACUCGGCCCCCUCGACCCCGACCAGCAAAGGUAAAAGCAAUCGCGCAUCCUUGAGGCAAAAGUCAAAACAACUGCAGAACACAAAUGAGGACUCCGUUCAAUCAACCGAUGAUAUCGUUGAUCCACCAGCAACCGAAUCAGCAAAUACCAGUGCUGGAUCCAGCAGCAACAAGUCUACGAGUACCAGCAGAACUACUCGGGCCACGAAUAGUGAGCCACCAGAGACCUCUUCCAGUUCCAAAGAGAAGGAAAAAGAAAAGGAUGAUGCAAAGGACUCGAAAACAGUGACUCGUAAAACCGUUACCAAAAAGAAGAAACCUAUUGCCGCUGGUGCUAGCAGUGAUAAGACUAAGACCUCUGUGACCGCCAUAAAGAAAACUACUCUUCUGAAACGGAAAACUAGGCCAAUUGUUGGCAAACCAGUCCUGGGCAAGAAAGUUAUUGCACGUAAGCAAGUCAACGCCAAAGGCAAAAAGGAAGUGACUGUGACCCUGAAAAAAGACGACAAGAAAAACACUAGUCUGCGCAAUGGUAAACCUCGCGCUAUUGACAGUUCAGUUUCAAAGCGGAGAGCGCCUACUCCCAAGGAUAAAUAUCCUAAGGAUUCAACCACGGAUUCCGUUACGAUAAAGCAAGAACGCCGUCGAUCGGAUUCUGUUUCCAAAAGUUCAGACGUGACAGACGUCAGCACAACGUUAGACACUUCCUCUGCCAAGGACGAUGACGAUAAGAAAGAUGACACUAGCCUGUCGGAAAUCAAACGGGAACUCAUGGAAGAGAACGAAACCAAGUCCAAAAUUUUGGACAAAAUGGCAGAAGCAUUCAAUGAACGUAAAACUCCUACUGUGUUGCCAUCGAAGGACGAAAAAGCGGUUCGCCGGAGUGCCCGUCAACGGAAGAGUACACCUAAGGAGAAGGAAGAAUUUGUUGCUCCACCGAAAAUCAAAGCACCGGUGGACAUAAAAUCGGAGCCAAUGGAUACGGAUGAGUCCGAAUCGGUGACCCCGUUGACCAUUGACACAGAAGCCUCGACUAAGGAGACGAUCAGUAGCGAUCUGGAAAAGGACUCAUCGCUCAGUCCGGAACUGAUCAGUGAAGGUGUGUCGGAAAUUAGUGUAAAAGAAUUUUAUAGUGAGCCUGCUUUCCUCGAAAAUAAUCUAGGAAUAGAAAAGGAUCCCAAAUUGGGUGAAAUUGUACAAGUGCAAGAGAAAAUCAAAUUGGAUAAGGGUAGUGAGAGUGAUGUGGCCGCUACUACUGCCGCUAAUGGCAGUACGUCGGUGAAAGAAGAAAUUCAACAAGUGGUAGUGAAAGAGGAAAAAAUCGAAGAGGAUGAAAACAAAGAUGAUGAAAAAAUGGAAAAUGAUAAGUUUAACAGUGAACCUAUGGAGAUGGAAAAAUUGAAGGAAAUUAUUGGCAUAGUCGAAGCAAGCAAAGUGCAAAGCACGGCACCACCAGUGGUAGUGAUUCCCAAGGAUGAAAUUUCGGGUAACGAGUCACCUCUGUCGGAUCGAUCCAAUGAUAAGGAUACGUUGAUGAGUAUCAUUAACAAAGUGGAAAGUAAUCUGAAGAAGAAUGAUUCGCGAUCCGAUUCGGACGGGGAGCGAUCGGGUAAACCAAGUGCUCCGAAAGCCAAGGCUACCGCAAAGGAGCCGAAGACGAAAGCUCGCAAUGUGAAAGACAAGUGCAAAGAAGAUGAGAAGGCUAAAGAAGAAAAGUUACGUCAGGAAAAGCUACGUGUGGAAGAAAAAGUGCGCGAGGAAAAGCUUCGAGCCGAACGUCUCAAGCAGGAAGAAGAGAAGAAGAUAAUGGAAGAGAAAAUGAAGCUGGAACAAGAAUCCAAGAAAACUGCUAUCACCGCAGCAACACCUGGUAAAGCCAGCCCCAAAAUGAUGGAUGAAGUUGUUUCGGUGUUGGAGAAAGUGCUCCCAACAACAACUGUUACAACACUAAGCAUUAGCUCGGCUGACUCACAUUUGGUUCUUUCGGUGACUUCUUCUGAGUCCACCGAGUUGGUCGAAAGUGCAAAAUCAGACCCUCCCAAACUUGAACAAAUCGUAUCGAAUACGAUCCGUUUAGAAAAUCUUCCCGCCAUAACCCUUCUAAAAAAAGAUCCUAAUCAGGUCAAGAAUGAGUCAAAACUCGAGAACGUUCAAGUAAAAGCUGAAUUGGAAAUUUUACCCUUGAAAGAAGUGGUCGUGGCCAAGGAAGAGAAAACUCAGGCAAAAGGUUCCGAAUCGCCGUUGCAAAUAAUUUCCAGGAGCGAAAACGCUGCAGCGGUCGUUACUUUAACGACCGUUACGGCCGAAGGAAAUAAAUCUCCCCUUAGCAUUAUCAAAAUACAGACUGAUAAAGAUUCUGACAAAUCUACUAUUUUCGAAGAAAUUCCAGUAGAAGCUCAUAAAGGUAAAGAUUCAGAAGCGGUUGAGAACUGCGAUCAGGAAAUAGAAGUUCUACACCCGAACAGUACCAAGACAGUCGUGCAAGAUUCGCCUAGCGUAACGGAAGCGUUUCCAGAUUUCGCAGAUUCCGCCGUGGACUCCAGUUUGGUACAGUCGGCUGAUGAGGAAUCAGACGACGUUGCCAAACAGAAAGAGUCUCACUUGAAGCACUUGGGGCUGCUAACCCUCCAAGCAGCCAGUGAGGAAAAGCAACGCCGGAAGGAACUCGUCCUACAUAAACCUACCACCAAUAUUAGCUCUGCUGCAAGCAAUUGUUCCAGUACCUCUUCCAGCAGUUCCAAAAGUGGUGGUAGUAGUGGUUGUGGAGGGGUUGGUGGUUCUACUAAAUCAACCAGAAAUUCCGAGUCUACCGGAACCCUAAAAACUGUGAUAAAACUUAAUCGAGGUGAAAAGCGCAAAGCACGGUUGCCACUGAAGAUGACCCUGCAGAAGGGAAAAGGCAAAGGCGCCGAAAAGGAUGCCAACGGUGGUGAUGGAAAUGGGGAGACAGCAUUCUACAUCAUUCAGAACGAGACUGAUCAUCAACAGAAUCAAUCGAUGACCGACUCUGCAGGACUGGCAACGGCGGCGCUUGGCAGGAAAACGCACAGCCGGUCUCACACCACCGAUGUUGUCACCUUACCGGAAGUUGUUGCUGAAUCUGCAGUGAAAGAAGUGGUCCAGAAGGCGUUGGUUAUUCCGGAGAAAGCCUCUUCGUUUAAUGUACAUCCCGAACGGCUAUGCCAGGACCAGUGCUUUUACUGUGGCGGCAAGUUUGGCCUCUACGAUACUCCUUGCCACAUUGCGGCUAUGAAAUCCAGCGAGCGACAGCAGAACAUCCUAGCUAUUCAAAACACGUUGUUAGGGACUAUGUACAAACUACGUGAGGUCAAGAUCAAAAUUGACAGCUGCCUGUGCGACGCUUGUUUCCGACAUGUGGAUCGAAAAGCCAACUGUCCAUCGUAUCGGAAGAAGACAGAGGCCAAAUCACUUUCAUCUCUGGCAAAAAUUCAAAGCAACGUGGAUGCCACCAACGAAGACAAGCAAUCUCAGGAUGAAAGCUCCGCAGGUACAAGUGCGACAAGUUCUGAAAAUUUGCAAACAUCUGCGGAUGAGUCCAAAGAAGGAUCUGUCCAACGGACGGAAGAGCUGGAGACUGUCGAGGAGAAAAUUCAAGGAAGCUGCCACGUGCGAAACUGCGGUGCCGGUGCUUCCCAUACCAUUCGUCGCAAGUGGCUGCUGAAGAUGAAGAAAACCAUUAGCAAAAUUCUUGAGAUUAACCUAGAGCAAACCAAUGCGGUGUCGAAUUUGAUUCCCCUCUGCGAUGGACACUACGAGCUAAUAAGCCACCUGAUGAUUUGCGCCAUGUGCAAACGUCGACUGCCUAAGAACCACAUUUAUUACAUUGUCAAUGAAAUUCCACAAUUAGAACGGCUCAUCCAGGAGCAGGGAAUAGCAAUGAAGCUCGGCAAUUCAACAUUGGUCGUGUGUAAAUUAUGCAGAUACUAUGCUAAUUUGUUGCUCAAACCGCCGGAUGCAAAGUCGCAGAAAGCUCAGUUCAUCAAGAACUACAACCGAAGAUUGCUUCAAUUUUAUGAACGCGAACAUGAGCUACAGGAAAUGGCUCUGGCUUCCGUGGAGCCGACCCGGAUCGUUACGAAUCCGGACAUUGUCAUCUCGGACGGCGAAGACGACACCAUCGAAAUAGUCCCCGUUGGUGAAUCGGUAUCCUUGCAGCGUCGUAGCCACCACUCACGUAAAUCAACCGAUCUCUCCAUAGUGGACGCCAACUGUGCCCAAAUGGCUGAACUCGAAGAAGUAACAAUCACACCCGCCCCAAAACUGACCAGCACUGCCAACGUCAGCGGCAACAGUUCAAUUAUUCUCGAUACCGACGUUUCCAUCGAACAGCCUGCAUCGGCAGAGAAACGUCGUAAGGACGACAGCAUCGAUAUGACCAAGGCAUUGAAGGCUAAUCCCAACAUUUCAAUGCGUGAGUUGUUCCCGGGAGAGGAGGAACUAGGCAUUCAUAUCAAUAUUCCAUUUAACAAUACCUCGACAAGGACGCCCGAAGGAUGGGUCAAGGUGAACACCACCCUGCAGUACGAUGACUCCACUAGAACCCUGUGGGAAGAGCUACAGAAACCGUACGGCAAUCAGUCAAGCUUUCUCAGACAUCUGGUGCUCUUGGAAAAGUAUUUCCGCAACGGCGAUUUAAUUCUUUCUCCACAAGCUAAGAACAAUGCUGCCACAUACUCAGAAGCCGUUCAGAAUCGGCUUCGAUCGUUCGACAACGUUCUAACUCCCCCUCCGGUAGCAGUGAUCGAUAAAAGUGCUAUCCGACAACAGUUGGGUAAUGCACCGAUAACAAUUACUGCCGCCACCAAAACGAGGACAAAGUCUUCAACCGAACCGGUCAGUUUACUCAAAUCCAACAAUCCUCACUUGAUCGGUGGAACGUCAUCUGGUGAUGCAUCCCUGAAACGAAAACUUUCAACUGAUGCUAAAGCCAAAUCCGCGUGUGGCAAACCCGAUGCUGCCGCAGGAAGUAAAGUUAUUAAGUUAGACGAAACAAUAGUUGUACCUGGAGGCAAGUCUUCGAAUCUAGUACCACCUGAGCUGAUAAGCAUCAAUGCGAAACAAAAUGUGACUAUUACCUCAAUUCCGCCUGUUAAGCCACCAUCAACGUCGACACAAAGUCUACCGAAUCCGCAGCAAUCGCUUCUCCAACCGCAGCAAUCGUUACUGCAACCGCAAUCUCAGAACAAAAAAUCACCGGGAUCAGCUGCCAUGCGUGAGAUCAUCAAACUUCCUGAUCAGUUGACCGAGGCCGAACGAAGGGAAACUUCUAAACCUUGGCGUCCAACACUCAUUCCGAUCACACCUGGAAGCGCUGAGACUAUUAAAGCUGGCCCACUGUACCAAACCGCUGACGGACGCAGACUCCCAAAGUUGGUGCAGGUCAUGUCCGGAGGAAAACCGUACCACAUUUCGAUACACGACUACAAUCGCAUGUGCAUAUUACGGCGUGAAAAACUGCUCCAACAAAGGCAAGAUCUGAUGCAGCACCAGUUUCAUCAACAUCAAAAGCGGCUACAGCAGCAAUCGCCACCUAAUCCCGCUAGUAUAAAUGCCACAAAGACGACUGGCUCGAAAUCUUUGCUGGACAACGCAAUCAGUUCCGCAAAAAUGGUUCAAAUUCCGAAUCAAAUUCUUGAACAGAAUUCCCUUAUACCGAUACCCAACAAUAGCGGGAACAAUGGCAGCAACAACAGCAAUAACUCUUCCAACAAAUUAAAUGGCCCCAGCAGCGAGCUUCAACAAUUGAUCAAAACGCGUAAACCGGGUAGUAACAAUAACAUGAUACCUCCUGUGACAAGUGGCCCAGCGUUCUUUAAGAACACCUUGCCGAUGAAUGCCACUUCUAACAAGCCGAUCUCUUUACCCAAUAGUACCAGUAUGUUCUCGAUGGCUGGCACGAAUCAGCACCAACAACAGCACCAAUCCGGUUCAACAAACACUUCCUCUCCUGUCGGAUCGCUACCCACGACACCGUCGCAGCUCGAUCAACUCAUAAAAAGUAACAACCAAUUCCUGAACAAUUUCGUCAGUCAAUCGCAGCUCAGUGCGAUGGUUGCAGCGGCAGCAGCAGCGGCCGUGGCCAAUUCAACCUCCAACUCGCUAAUAGGCGGUGGAACGAGCGGUGGCUCGAUCCUGAUGGACAACACGGCCGCUCAGCUGCUAUCCAAAAUACCAAAAUCCCUAACUGUGAUACCACAACAGAAACAAAGAUCCUUGUCACGUGUCUCCUCGAACGAGGACCAAAGCAGUGCCUAAGCGAAAGUAAUCAAUGAUACAAGAAAACAUACAACUGCACACUAAACAUAUAAACAAACAAAAACACACAAAGAGAGAAAGAUACCUACUUGAAGAAGUGAGUUUCCAAUUUUUAUGAAUUAGAAUUUUGUAAAACCGAAUCAACAAAAUAAAACAAAAACCUGAAUUGUUAACAUACAGAAAAUACAAACAAAAACAAAUCAAUCUGAUAACUAACAGUAAACAGGCUUGGGAAUUAAAUUAACCAAUUGCUCUAGUCACUUUGGCUUGUCCUUACAUGCAUUACGAUUCUAAUGAGUUUUCGUUUUCGAUUUGAUUGAUUGCAACAACCUUAACGGACGAAUGACAUUUCAAGUGGACACACAUAAGGAGAACAUUCCAGCGCGGGUGAGCGUACUCAAAGACCUUCGACCAAUACGCAAUGGGUAAGGAUUGAAGUCCGACAGGAUGCUCAGUUAUGCAGAAUCCUGGUUAGACCUUCACUACCAACCUUGCAAUAAAAACGACAACACCACUAAGAGACAGAAAUUCGUCUCGCUCGUGUAGCCUCUGCAUGAACAACGCUUACAAAUGUCUCACCCUUCAAGCCAGUGAAGCAAUUCCGACUUGAAAUUCGAACGUGUUUAAUUUACACGGUCACAGAGAAAAGGGAAAUUACUCAACUGAAACUAUAAGGGAAUAAAUUCACUGACACCGACGGAUGGAAUUUUCGUUGAAUCACCGUUUUUAUCAUAGACUUUUUGCCGCUAAUGCAAACACUUUAGUUAUAGUUCCGCAAGCAUUAUACAUAAAGUAUAAUUAAAAUCAUUUGCAAGAACAUAAUUUAUAAGAUUGCAAUUACUAUAUGUUAUAGCUACGAUGAAAAUAUGUACUACACUCCCAGCAAACUCACUCACUCAAUCACUCAUAAAAAAUAGAACUGCAUAUUAGCAGUCUGAGCACCGAUAUCAUUCAGAAUAAGUUGCGGUAGUAGAAUAAGUUUUUCUUCUAUUUUUCCUAUCCCUACCUUUAACUGAAACGUAGGCACCACGACCUGAUUUGGGUCUAUUUAAUUACUGUUAACUUAUUACUGCAAGCAGUCUUUUCUUUUCCUUUAUCCGGUAUAUUUGCUCUUGGUCAGCUCUAUACAUAAUCAUUUUCUGAUGAUACAAAGUAAAAAAGCAACUAGUUUUUUAAGGAUAAAAAUACAAUUGGAUGAACUAAUGAUCAUAUUGCACUUAUCAACACUCUAAGGUAAGAAAACCAUCAGAAGAUGGAUGAAUAUAAAUUUGAAGACAAAACUCUGUUGAAAACAUUACACGAAGAGAUACGAUGCAACAAAGAGAAACAAAAAUAAAAGUUACAAAAAAAACACGAAAGAGCAAACAUAUGAUAAAGUUGACUAUUAUUUAAAAAAUUUAGGAACCAGAGAGUAAGGAAACAUAUUUUAUCACCCUAUCAAUUAUCAACUAAAAGAACAAAAAUGCAUAAAACUUAGGAGUAUGCUUUGAAUGAAAGUGUAUAAAUUUGAAAUAAAAUUUGAAGUAUUCCCACAAAA
This is a messenger RNA of Ochlerotatus camptorhynchus, 8304 nucleotides long. It is a transcript of the gene east, whose product is annotated as enhanced adult sensory threshold. Gene Ontology annotation, cellular component: nucleus. The record is from RefSeq and is a predicted model, not a curated record. The transcript has 8 exons. Bases 420 to 6767 code for a protein of 2115 amino acids. Lineage: Eukaryota; Metazoa; Arthropoda; Insecta; Diptera; Culicidae.